AUGGGGGCUUUUGGUGUUGCUUUGAGUGAAGUCUUGGCUGCCUGGAAAUACUUCCUUCUGGAUAACCUCCAGCUAUCCCACAACGAUAUCCCUCUUCCACAAAAUUAUGACCUCAUCCGAAAAAGAAAGAGUUUGGAGAAAUUGGAUCCACUUCCUGUUUGUCCCGCAACUCCAUCCAACAAGGCUGGAAUCUGCAGUCCAAAGAUACAGAGAGUUGUCAGGAGAGUUUUCUGUUCUUAUUUGGGCCUUCUGGUGAAGUCUAAGAAUGACAUGGCUCUCGCAUUCACCCUGGACAACCCAAAUCGCUCUUUGGGUCACAUCGCCUUUACUGACCUUAGGCAUGCUACCUGCAACAGCACCUCAUCUCUCUUCCUGACAGUUACAUCAUUUGUCAGGGCCAUACAGCUGGGAGGAAAGGGUUAUGCCCCACCGGAGUCUCACCCCUUAAGGAAGCACGUAAAGGCCUUAUCAGAGUUUCUCAAUUUUAUCGACCAGUGCCAAGUUUUGGGAGAAACCUCUAAUCCCAGAGAAGCUGGAUUCAAGCUGGUGUCUAGUAUUAGAGCUAGUCUGGUCAAAGGCUGCAGUAAUGGAGACCCAGUGUACCUUGCAGCAGAGGAUACAGGCAAAAGUCUCAAGGAAAGUAUCGGUCAAAAGCGAGAGACUGUGAAGGUUCUAAUGACUCUUUUCGAUGAAGAAGCACUAGCACCGCCCUGCAGGAACAAGGCGGAACUGCUCCCUGAAGAUCAGGCAGUUCUUAAUGGCAGCUCUGGAGCUUGUCUUCUUACCCUUUACAAAUCUCCAGAAGCUCCCACGGGAUCUUCUCCAAAGCCUUUACGGAACCGCGUCUUGAGCCAACAAGAACACAUCAAGUCCAAGAGGCCACUAACUUAAGGCAUGAAGGUCCCAGCCAAUCUGCUCUGGGGGAACAUAGUGGAAAUGCUUGGAACCGAGCAGGUGGGAAGGGGACUCAGCCAGAACAGCUCAGAAGAGCAACUGGGACCUCAAAGAGAAAGCUCGCCAAUAGAGAGUGCACUGAGCAAGGAAAAGAAGAGAAUCAGCCCCUUCAGAAAAGACCCCCUACCAAGACUCCCACUGGAGGGCUGGGGAAAAGGAAUAAAGCUCCCAGCAAGAAGCUUAUCGCUGGUUAGGGCAAACUCACUGGCUUUUUCAGAAUGUAAUUUACUGACCAUUCUCUUGUCAAUUAUGAUGUUCUGCUUUGGCAGUGAAGUUAGGUUUUAUUUAUUAGUAGUCUAAAUGCAUUUAAAGUGAUAACUCACCUGAAAUUAGUAAUUUAUUCACCCACAUGUUGAUCUUAACCUUUUAUUUUUGGGUGAAAUAGUCCUUUAAAUGCUUUCACUGUUCCUUUAAUACAAGUCAAGGCAUCUACUCCAGAUGGCAUGUGUUUGAAUAUAUUUGUGUGUGUGUGUGUGUGUGCAUGUUUGAGAUGCAAGGUAAAGGAUUAUGAGUUGGCAGAGAAAGAACUUUUGUCAUUUUAUUUGAGGUUUGUAUGACCAGGGUACCUUUCAUGAUGAAUGCAUUCACUUCCCCUGGAACAUGACUCAUACUUUGCAGAUUUUAAUACAUUUUUAUUUCAGUUCUUUUUAAAUCAUACAAGUAUGUUUGUCAUCUUUAUAUUUGGAGUGUCUUGCAGGAUCAGGGGAGAGCUGGGAAAAUCAUGCAGGGGCUUUGUCAGCUGCUCUGUUUUCAAGCUUGCCAGCAGGGCCUGUAUACUCUCCCUAUCAUGCACCUCAGUACUGUGAAGAGAACAGGAAGAGCAAAACAGAUUUAGCAUUAAAUGUAACUGGAAGGCUACUUGUUUAUUCACUGGUAUAUUCCCUGCUGAAACAAAGAUUAAAUCAACCUAAGCUGCUUUGCUGGUCUGAUUUGCCAGUUGUAGAGGAGCUUUGAACACUCUUCAGUUAGGAGACCAGGUAAGACCAGCAAACCAUCUUAGUCUGGCUCUAUUUCUGGUAAUCGUUCUGGUUUUGUUUUUCAGAAAGUUAGGGAUGUCAGUUUUUUUUUUUUUUAAACCCUUGUUUUCUAAUAAGGUUUCUUCUCAGUUUGGUAAUGUCCCAUUUUUAAUCCAUCCAUCCCUUUUUCAAACCACAGUGAUACUGGAGACUAUCCCAGCAUCUUGGGCCAUUCCCUUGGGCAGGGAAAUGGCCUGGAUGGAUGGCCAGUCCAUCACUGGGUAAAUUGUUCUUAGAAUGUUAACUAUAAAAAUAUGUCAAAUUAUUUAAAACUUAGUCUUCAAGUUUCCUCAAGCAUAUCAGGCUACUGUCAUGUCUAUGUAAAAAUAUAUAUAAAGAAGAUGGAAAGAAGAAGAUGAGAAAGCAGUGCUUACUGUCUAUAU
Messenger RNA from Cyprinus carpio (common carp), 2353 nucleotides. Its product is annotated as PCNA-interacting partner-like. The record is from RefSeq and is a predicted model, not a curated record. The transcript is spliced from 8 exons. Bases 1 to 891 code for a protein of 296 amino acids. Gene Ontology annotation, cellular component: chromatin. Gene Ontology annotation, biological process: negative regulation of double-strand break repair via homologous recombination. NCBI's taxonomy places the organism in Eukaryota, Metazoa, Chordata, Actinopteri, Cypriniformes, Cyprinidae.